This is a messenger RNA of Rhodamnia argentea, 865 nucleotides long. RefSeq lists its product as uncharacterized. The transcript is spliced from 7 exons. The record is from RefSeq and is a predicted model, not a curated record. Lineage: Eukaryota; Viridiplantae; Streptophyta; Magnoliopsida; Myrtales; Myrtaceae. The coding region runs from base 117 to 737 and encodes 206 amino acids.
CUAACUUGCUCCAUCAGCCUCCAUGCACUCUGCAGCGACCGCUUAACUGGAGCCACCCUGCAAAACGAGCUCAUUGAAGAAGAAGAAGAAGAGGAGGAGCCGAAGGCAUAUAGAAGAUGAGCAGCCGGCGUGGCCCGCCCAAGCACCAGAACGCCUACGCCUGGAAGCCCAACGCCGGCGUCAAAAUCAACGAAACGGAAGUUGGAGGGAGGUUCCGGCCGUACUCCGAGAUAACUGGAGUUUGCGCUCGAUGUAGAGAGCAGAUCGAGUGGAAACGCCGUUACGGCAAGUAUAAGCCCCUCGUUGAACCUGCUAAGUGCCAGAAGUGUUCUAGGAGGGCCGUUCGUCAAGCUUACCACAAUCUUUGCUCUGGAUGUGCCAAGGAGCAGAAUGUGUGUGCUAAGUGUCGUUGCCGAGUCGACAGUUUAGUUGGCAGAGACUCUUCCGAAUUGGAAGCAGAGCAAAAAGCGCUCGAGGAGGCAAUUAAGAAUGCUCGAGAAAGGGAUAGAAGAACUCUACUUCGUGCUAUGAACAAGUCAAAUGACAAUAAUUCGGGGAAAUCUGCAACUGAGAAAGCAAACAAGGUUGGAGAUAUAUUCCCCUCUUCAUCACUUGAGGGUUAUGCCAGAUCGCGCCAGGAGGGCAAAGCCGGUAGUGGUAACAAGGAAGAAGAAGUGGAGGGUGAGGAGGAAGUGGAGGACAACACGGAGGAAGACAACACUGAUGAUGAGGAAUAAGACUGGAAAGCAUGUAAAGGUUUAGACAGCUCCAUAUUUAUGCUGUCCCUGACAGUAAAUGUGCAAGCAAUUUUGAGAGAGUUGCGAAUGGGUUUUGGACCAAAUGAAUAUAGAUAAUCCAGAUGGAA